Mesocricetus auratus (golden hamster) is the source of this 1644-nucleotide messenger RNA. It is a transcript of the gene Tex44, whose product is annotated as testis expressed 44. NCBI's taxonomy places the organism in Eukaryota, Metazoa, Chordata, Mammalia, Rodentia, Cricetidae. The transcript has a single exon. The record is from RefSeq and is a predicted model, not a curated record. Bases 66 to 1553 code for a protein of 495 amino acids.
GGACAACUGAGCCUAGCAGAGCCAAGCCACUCCUCCCCAAACACCAUACGUAGCAGGGGGCAUAGAUGAUCACCGAGCCCUUGGAAGAGGCUGAAGCCACCAGCAAGCCAGUAUAUGAUCUUCCUGAGGCCUCCGUGGGCAACGAAGCUGAUGACAACUCUGCAGUCAUACAUGGAGAGUCCCAAAGUCCAGACUAUCUGCCUGAUGAUGGCCCGCCGGUAGAAAGCACUUCAACAAUAUCUGAAGAGAAGGAUGUAGACCAGGCCUCUGAGUCAACAAUCACUGCCACAGAGCGAGACGAAGAUCAAAUCUCCAUCAAGACUGACACCUUCACGGAGCAGGAUGAAGACCAGGCCUCAAUGCAGAGUGCGUCCUCCAAGGAGCAAUAUGUAGACCAGGUGUCCACAAAGACCGCCACUCUCGUUGGGCCGGAUAAAGACCAGGCCUCCGUGCAGAUUGCCACCUCCAUGGGGCAGGAUGAAGACCAGGAGUCCAAGACAAUUGCCACUUCCAUGGGACAAGAUGGGAAUCAGGCCUCCAUGCAGAUGACUACCUCCCCAGGGCAAGAUGUCAAGACAGCCAUCUCCAUGGAUUUGUCAACUUCUGGGGACAAAGAUGAGAGCCCAGAUGCUCCAAGCCAUAACCAGGAGAAUCCUGAAGAAAGCCCCUCUCUGUUGUCCCAAAACCAGGGGGUCCUGCAAAUGUUUGUGGGCUUCCAGAAUCCAGUGUGGGACAGACUGGCUGAAAAUCACCGUCGGAGCCGCACAGUUUCCCCAAGUGACUCCCAGAGCCAGGAAAAGAUAGCAGGAAAGCUCAGUGUUCCUGAAGGGCAGCCAGAGACAGCUCCAAGUGCUGACAUCCCCUCUGCCCCGCCUGAAGAUGUCCAGCCUUCUGAGGGAGCUGCCGACUCAUCUUUGGAUACCAGUAGUCCUGACCAAGAGCGCAUGGGUAUCACCAAGUCUGCUGAGCAGGAAGCUGAAGGUUUCCAGGCCUCGAACCCCGAAAGCAAAGCUCCAGUGCCAACCGGGGAGGAUUUAGCUGACAACUCAAGGACCGUGCAGACUCCCCCACCUUCCCCCAGCUCCCCAGGGGGCAGUCCACCUCCCUCUCCAGAUCCCCACCACAUAUCCCUGGACAGGAACCUUCUAGACCCCAGCCUGUACAGGCCUGAUGUGGAGAAUGACUACAUGCGCUCCAUGACUAGCCUGCUGGGUGGUGGUGAGGGCUCCAUCAGCUCCCUCGCAGACAUCCUGGUGUGGUCAGACACAGCCACGGGCAUGGGUUUGGCCCUGGGCCUUCUGGCCUCAGACCACAGCUCUCCAGCUGACAGGCUCCAUGAUGAGGGUCCCAGCCUGCGCACUGUCUCUAGCCUCUUGGGCAGUGCCAGGUCAGCUUUCUCCUCAGGGUUGGUGGCUGGGACUGGCUCGGCCCUGCGCUCAGUCACACACCUCCUGGAGUCCGUUGAGAGGCGAACUGUGGAAGGCAUCCGUUCAGCUGUGCGCUACCUGGCCAACCACUUGACCCCACGCUGGGCCCGCACUGGCCCCAAUUGACUAGACCACAAGUCCCCUGCUCCCACCCCACGUCUGGAUAGAUGAUCCCACCCAGACCUUCAGUAAAUAUCCACAAGCGUUUAUUUUCUAA